AUGCUAGGAGUUCAACUCCUAUCAAAUGCAUACCUAUCACCAUCGUUUCAUCACAAAGUUGGAGAUGGAUUUCAGUUGGGGCAUUUUGUUCGUUUCAUUAAUGGAUGUGGGGAAAUUAUAUGCCUCGAGAGUGAUUUACGAUAUAUUUUCGGACCAGAAUCGAUUGAUCUUGGACCGUGUUGUAAUCCGUGUGAUGAAAAUUGGUUAAGGAUUUUAAAAAAUGAGGAUGUUUUAGUCUUUUCUCGUGGAUAUACCUAUCCUUAUGGAAAUGGGUUUGUAGGAACCGCAAAACAGGUCAUAAUCCCGGCAACACAGAAUGUUCAUAGUUUUCUUGGUGUAGUUUUGCGUGAGCGUCAUCCUAGUUCAACUGAGGGUGCCACAGCUGCUUUUCUCUGUCCACCCUUUGGUAUUAUAAAAUUGCAUAAAUUUGCAUUUGGUUGUGAUUCCGAUAUCUCGUGGCCACUAGUAAUUGGCAAACGAUUCUGGGUCACGUUGGAUGAUGAUAAAUCCUGGACUAGAGUAUGGAAAGUAGAUGGUAUAGCGGAUGACGUUAAAUUCGGCCUUGGAACUACACUGUUUGAUAUACCAAAGCUUCAUCUGUGGCAGUGGAAUAAAACAUUUAACCAAUCGGGUAUAUUCGCAAUCGGAGAUUUCAUUUUGAAAAAAACCAAAACAAAUGAAAGUACAAGUCCGUCAAAUGAAAUUGAAAGGAAUUGCCAAAGUGGUUCAAAUAUGUCAGCUUCGGUAGAGGCGCAGGGUUGUGAGCGAAAGGAAAUUGGGCUCAGCACGAAUACACAAAGCAAUAAUGCCGCCAUCAACUUGUUAUUAGAAAUACUUAAUGAUCAAAACAUAAGAGAUUUGGUUGUUGAAAGGCAUCAAGAAGCUUUCGAGAAUUAUAUAAGUGAAAUAUCUCGUCUCUAA
This is a messenger RNA of Cercopithifilaria johnstoni, 921 nucleotides long. The record is from the annotation of a GenBank genome assembly. Lineage: Eukaryota; Metazoa; Nematoda; Chromadorea; Rhabditida; Onchocercidae.